Molecule: messenger RNA, 516 nt
Organism: Dictyostelium discoideum AX4
Lineage: Eukaryota; Evosea; Eumycetozoa; Dictyosteliales; Dictyosteliaceae
Exons: 3
Coding region: 1-516 (171 amino acids)
Source: RefSeq, a predicted model, not a curated record
AUGGAUAUAAAGGUUUAUUACAAUACUAAGUGGCGGUGUCGGUUAUCACUGCAGAGCGCAAAUAGAUGUCUAUGUUUGCGUAUCACUAGUAGAAAUAAUAGUAAUGCGAAAGUCUCCUUAAGUAGUCGUAUUAAGAUAUUCAAUGUUGAAUCUUAUUAUAAUGAUUUUAAAGUUGCAAACAUAAUGAACUGGUAUCCAUCGUGGUUUGUAAUGGUUGAAGUGAUAAAUCUCACGCUAAACGAUAGUCCGUCCAGAAGUAAUAGUAGUAGUAGUGGUAGUAGUAGAAGAGGAAAUAAUAGUGAAUUGAAGUUCCAGUCAUUAGAUUCAGUGUUGCGAAUCCAUGCAAGAAAUUUAGGUAAUAGAGUUGUUCAAGUCGUAGUGACAGUUUUGUUAUUUAACAAUUUCAAGAAAUUUUCAAGGUCUGCAUCUUUGGAAAUCAAAAAAAAAUCAAAUCAAAUCAAAUCAAAUCAAAUCAAAUCAAAUCAAAUCAAAUCAAAUCAAAUCAAAUCAAAUUAA